Molecule: messenger RNA, 2706 nt
Organism: Toxorhynchites rutilus septentrionalis
Lineage: Eukaryota; Metazoa; Arthropoda; Insecta; Diptera; Culicidae
Exons: 4
Coding region: 104-1786 (560 amino acids)
Source: RefSeq, a predicted model, not a curated record
AACUAGUUCUUUUGAACAGUUCAUGAACGGUUUGCCCAUCUCUAGUGUAUUGUAAACAAACAGUCCAUAAUUUUACCAAUAAAUUGAUUUGAAUUUUUAAAGAAUGCCUGUUGGUGGCUCUAGUAAUGCAGGUCAACAAUCCGACGAGGAUGACGAUUUUUUCAAACCAACCACAAAUUCAACACUCGCAAAGGUUUUUGGGAUUUCGAAAAUUGUUCCUCCAACAAAACAAUCAUCUGUGCAUUCUUCCAAACCCAGCAGACAAAGCACGUCAAAGUUGUCCGAUCGUUACGGGGCGUCUUCAUUCAGAUACGUUCCACCGCAGGAAGUAAUCGAAUCGGGAGAUGAGAGCGCGCGAGUGAAAACAGCUGUCGAGUGGAACUUGUUGCAGGCCAGUGUAGUUACUGCUUAUAGACUCGUUGAUGGCGAGAAUAUAUCCCAAGGAAGGCUCGGGCUAGCAUUGCUCCGAUCUGAUGCCGAGUUUAGAAUUUUACUUUAUCGAACAAAAACCGAUGCAUUAGCCACUUUAAAUGUUUCGAAAUCAACAAAACUAUUCCUGCGAAAUGACUAUCUUCAAUUCCAAAGCGACGACGAAUGCUUUUGGAGUAUUCUGUUCGAAAACGAUUCGGAGCUAAGUCGUUUACUGUCAACUCUCGAUGGCGCUUGUCUAUUGAGUGGAGAGAAGACGCAGUCCAAACCGAUUCCUGCUUCCAGAUCGAAUCCAGUGAUUGAAGAACCUAAUUCGGACGUGGAUAAAAGCAAAGCCAACUUGAUUUCACGUAUGGCCAGAGUCGGGCAAUCGAUUUUUCCACAGGAAAAACAAUCCUUUGCAUCCGAAAUAAGCGACUCUUCGGAUACGGACACCCGUAUCGAGACGAUCCCUCGAUCUAACUUUUCGUCACAUCAUCGAAGGGUUGCGAGCAGCAGCAAGGUUCUUCCCGUGACCAUUGGAAUGCAAAUGAUUCCCACGAGCUCUGUGCUCACGACUGCCGACCAUAAUAUGAUGCAAACGGCUACCGAUGUUAACCUCAAUCUGUUUAUGACCGAAAGCCGCAUGCAGGGAACCGAGAUGCGCAUGAACCUUUCCAAGCUUGAAGGAAAGUUGGAUCGGAUGAUGGACAAAAUUGACAACAUGCAAGGAUUAGCUGGGGUGGGUGGAAAAUCGAGCGCCGACAAGGACGAAGAAAUGUUAGCGUUGGAGGAGAAAAUACUCGGAUUGAGAAAAGAAAAUCAUGCCCUGAAGGGAACUAUAAGAAGCCUGGAGGAAAGAAUAAUGGCUCAUAAAGCGAAUGACUUGGCGGAAGCAAAUCUAGUGAAGAUGGAGAAACGAUGUCAGGAAUUAGAGAAAACAGUUGGAAUAUUACAACGAGAUGUUCAGGCUAGUCAUAAGAAAAUUGAUGAAGAUAUAAAAAUAAUUGAAGAGCAAAGUCAAACGAUUGAAGCGAAUAGAGAAAUUAUGGAGCAUAAAACCAAAGCAAUUUGCACUUUAGAAGAACGAUUGGAAGCUGUUCAAGAUGAACACAAUUCUGAGCUUGAGAAGAACAAAUUGUUGGCCGAACAGUUGGAAAGUGUACAGAAGUCAAUGAAGGACAUGGAGCAGGAGCUGAUGAAAUAUAAGGAGGAUAAAUCUGACAACAGUACAUUCGAUGAGAUGGUGAAAGAAAUUAUGAACAAUUGUUUUCAAAGUUUGUACGAACAAAUAGAUGAUGCGAAGACAAUAAAAAUUAUCGGACUCACCAUAAGACAAGAAACGAAAGCGGCUCUCGAGCGUCAGAAGAAGAAAUAAAAUAUUUUCCUGAUGGUCACCCUGUUAACGUAUAUUCUUCGAUGAGAAAAUUCCUCACCUAAACUAAUUCGUUGAAUGCGGAUAAGGUUCAACAGAAAUUAUCUGAUGCUACACAGAUUUUUUUUCAUAUUUUCCUCUGCAACUCUGGAAUUACCGAGUCGACGGGUUUCAUUAUUCAUAGUAACUAGAGAGCUUUAAUGCUGACUUUUAAUGAUAGAUGAAAAUGCUCAAAUAUUAUUUAUGUUUGGAACGUUUAUAAUAAGUUUUAACUUUAAUUAACAUUCAUUGGGCGAGCAGAAUGUUUUAAGAACAAAAACACAAACGAACAAACAAACUGUGUGUUCAAGGAGAAUCUGGCGUCCGAUGGCACAGAAUCUCGAAACAUCGGAAACCUUGCAAUCUGAAAUCUUUUGAGACAAUUGGCACGGUACUUGUGGUUUCACACAAAAUUCAAAGAGACUUCAUCAGGGUUUCUGGUAGAGCGAAGACUUCUAGUAGUGAAUCUACGAAAUCUAAGAAGCUUGACAAUCUAGCAACGAUACUUGAUGAUGAUGCUGUGGAUCUAGCUCUAAUUCAAGGGCCUCGGUCCACUACGGAAGAAUACAUGGUAUUCAAACAGGUUCAUAGUUCAUUUAACAAGACAUCGUUGCGAACAGAGUUGAGAUACCAACCGCCAAGGAGAGACCCGACAUCACAAUCGCGCCGGCCUAUUUUCCUGGCAACGUUCAUAAGAUUCCCAUUCAAUAGAUUGCGGCGUUCGUAGAUAAACUACUGAGAAGACAACAAAAUCUUCAUCAUCGGCUCAUGAGUUGGGGAGUGUCUUUUAGAAUUUCUCUAGUCAAACAACAUAUACAUUGCCAAUAUAAGGAAUGAACUAACGUUUACAAACUAUAUCAGACAAGAAUUCUUGGACCUAUGCA